This is a messenger RNA of Anneissia japonica, 2192 nucleotides long. RefSeq lists its product as uncharacterized. The transcript is spliced from 6 exons. Gene Ontology annotation, cellular component: plasma membrane. The record is from RefSeq and is a predicted model, not a curated record. The coding region runs from base 197 to 805 and encodes 202 amino acids. Lineage: Eukaryota; Metazoa; Echinodermata; Crinoidea; Comatulida; Comatulidae. Gene Ontology annotation, biological process: neuron projection development.
ACGGUACACUAUACGAUCAGGACUGGAAGAGUAAACACGAACGCAACAUUUGGGCUGUUGAGUUGAGAAACUACUCAAGGCUACCAGAAUCCAUUGAAAUUCGAUGUAUUGGAGAAAUUUGAUUUUAUAGCCUAAAUUUUAGUUAAAACCGCGUGCACAUUAUUUUGGAUUUACUUAGGGGAACACGGACAGCAAAAUGGUUAAUUGUGAUGAUUGCAGUUCACGCGUUCCAUAUGGAUCGAUGUUUGCUACUGUCCUCUUAUGUACGGGAAUUGGAUUUUUUACUGGUGCUUCCUUGGUCGGGAUCUCGGAAACUGAAGAGAUGUUUGAUCAAACAUCGAUAAAAGAAGAUAUGGAUACGUUAUACUUCAUGAUGCUCGUAUGGCUGUUCAUAACUUGCAGUUUUGUCAUUCCCACCAUAUUCAUGAAAAUGACAACGGAAUAUUGUUACAGUGAUGGCAUUAUUAAUGAAAGCAAUGAUGAAGUCAGUCCCGGCGCUUGUCUAAACCUGACGUGGUAUGGCAUAGGCGAACCUGGAUCAACAGUGUGUGAUGAGGCUUUACUGGUGUAUUGUCAACAGUCCGAGAAAGCUUACGUCUUUUCGUUGGUUUCAUUCCUGGCAGCUUGCUUAGCAACCCUUGGAAUGGUGAACUUCUUAAUGUGCUUAGCUGCCAAUAGCAGUCAUUUGAGGGACGGUCUGAAGCGACAAGACUACGAAAUGAAACGGAAUAUGGAGGAACAGGAAUUGUUUCACUUAACCAUGAAUAAAUCAACCGAGAGGCUCGCAACUACACCUUACUUUUGAGGAAAUAAUACCGAUAUUUCAGAAGUAGCUUUUGUAAUUGGUAGUGAUCCGGUUUCGGCUCAAGUAAAAAUUCCAGAAUUUGAUUACAAAAACAUUGCAUGUAUUUCGAAGGAAAUUACAUCAAAACACUUCCUUGAUCGAAAGACUACAUAAAGUUAUAGAUUCCAUGACAAAGUGUUUGCUGAUUAGUGGGAGACGUAGGUGGAAGGGGAGGAGAGGCAGGGAAUCAAUUAUUUAAAUCACUUUUAGAAUAUUUGAAUUUUAUAAGAAUACAAUACAAUGAAUUCCUUUAUUAAAGUGAGCAUUAAUUUGCUUUCGAAUUUUUUUGUCAGUUAACGUAUGUCCUAUCGUUUCUUGUACAUAGACCCUUAAAUUGGCUGGUAAUCAAUUUAAGUCAUUUUGUAGUCAGAUCUGUAAAUAAGAGAUUUGAUCCUUUUUAAUGCGGUAUUCAAUGUUUUCUGUGAAUUUUAUUUUGUGCAUGCUUCAUAUUCUCUAUGAAUUCCGUCCCAGUCCGUAGUUGCGCCAGCGAAUGAAGGGAUAACCUGCAUCCCCCAGUGAAGGCUACGAUACGUUGGCAGAGUUACCCAGUUUCUAUUCAGGUACGCCACUGGACCACCAUCGUGACUGCUUCAAAUAUUUUUUGUUUUAGCACUGGUGGCUAGGCAUUUUAUACAUUCUUAUGCAUUAUUAUUAUAUUAUUAUACAUGUAUUUGGAUUUAAAUAGAUGAAACUUUACAUUAAACAAUCUUAUAUCAUCGAUGUUUAGUAGCUUGUCCAUAAUUGGCUAGUAUGGAUAUCAAAACAAGCCUGGCCCCUACGUGAAGCCAAGUUUUGCAAUUUAGAAUGGACCUCGGUUUGUGAUAAGUGACCACUGGUAGUUUUUGAUUUGCGGGCGGCAAAGUUCACAGUAAUUAUGAUUUUGAACCAAUUUUGUUAUUUUUGUAUAUAGAUAAGCCUGCUUUGUUUAAUAUGAGUGCAUAAGAAUUUUCAAAACACGACCCCAGAUUUGUCGAAAGUGGUUUUGGACGGGAUAGGACGAAUCUAUUUACCUUAGUUUUGUGUUAGAUAAGUUAUCAAGCAAAUAUCUAUUUGUAAAUAUGUGACACCGAGGGCAUCUUUGCUAAUACCCUGAAGGAAUAAUUAACGCCCAACGGAAUCUAAUGAAAAUCUAAUUAAUUUUGAACGAGGUCGGUCUGUCGUUUGGGCGGUCAAUGCUUUCUCUCGGCUUGUAGGGGUUGGUAGUAUUUUUUUGGUGAAAAACUUGAUUUGUUUCUUAUUUUUCUUAUAAUCUUGAGGUCACGUUUAGGAACAUUUAAUUAAAUAAAAUAAUAAAUGAUUGAAUGAAUAAAAUAUAAAUUACUUGACUAUAAAUGAAUGAAAAAAUGAU